Phragmites australis (common reed) is the source of this 2410-nucleotide messenger RNA. Its product is annotated as L-type lectin-domain containing receptor kinase SIT2-like. The transcript has a single exon. Lineage: Eukaryota; Viridiplantae; Streptophyta; Magnoliopsida; Poales; Poaceae. Gene Ontology annotation, cellular component: plasma membrane. Bases 156 to 2177 code for a protein of 673 amino acids. Gene Ontology annotation, molecular function: ATP binding; protein kinase activity; carbohydrate binding. The record is from RefSeq and is a predicted model, not a curated record. Gene Ontology annotation, biological process: protein phosphorylation.
AAGUUCAGUUAUUUUCAAAAUCUAACUCUCCCUGCACCUGUAAGCUAGACUCCACCGUAACAGCUUCAAUACAAGUAUAUGUAUUCAGCUUCUGUCGAUCCUUCGUGUUACAAAUCAAAUAGGCUUGCUACCUAGCUGGAGUAGUGAAGCCUAACAUGAAGCGCUCAGCGUCCUUGCAGCUGCUUCUAUCAUCACUGUUCCUUGGCCUCAACCUUGCAACCACGAGUGAUGGCGACGGACCAUUCACCUACACCGGGUUCGCCGGUGCCAACCUCAGCCUCGAUGGCAUGGCGACCGUCACACCGAGCGGCCUCCUCCGGCUGACCGACGGCAACGGGCAGGACAAAGGUCACGCGUUCCACCCUGACCCGCUGCGCUUCCGCAAGGCACCCGGCGGUGCAGUGCAGUCCUUCUCCGUCUCCUUCGUGUUCGCCAUCCUCUCCAUCUACCCCAACUUGAGCUCGCAGGGCAUGGCCUUCCUUGUUUGCCCGACCAAGAACCUCUCUGCCACGGGGACGAGGGGGUUACUAGGAAUCUUCAACCGCCAGAGCAACGGCAACGCAAGCAACCAUAUCUUCGCCGUCGAGCUUGAUACCAUCCAAAACAGCGAGUUCCAGGACAUCAACGACAACCACAUCGGCAUCGAUGUUAACAGCAUCCUCUCAGCUGAAUCCUACUACACCGGCUACUAUGAGGACAGCCAAGGUGAUUUUCGAAAUAUCACACUAAAUAGCCAUGAGGCGAUGAAAGUAUGGGUAGAUUAUGAUGAAGAGACCACCAAGAUAAGUGUGACCAUUGCUCCUCUCAAGAUGUCCAAACCCAUUAGGCCACUCCUCUCAACAACCUACAACCUAUCUAUAGUGCUCACAGAUGAGGCAUAUGUCGGCUUCUCGUCCACAACGGGGAACAUCGAUUCACAACACUAUGUGCUCGGUUGGAGCUUUGGUAUGAACCAACCUGCUCCAGCCAUUGAUGUAACCAAGCUACCAAAGCUACCUGGCGAGGGUCCAAAGAAACAUUCUUCCAUGCUCAUGGAAACAUUUCUACCAAUAGCGACUGGGAUAUUCGUUCUUGCGAUAGGUGUUGCCAUCCUCCAAUUUAUGCGGAGACGAUCGAGGUUUGCCGAGCUGCGGGAAGAUUGGGAGAUCGAGUUUGGGCCACAUCGGUUCUCCUACAAGGAUCUGUUCAGAGCAACACAAGGUUUCAAGGACAAGUACCUGCUUGGUGUAGGGGGGUUCGGGAGGGUGUACAGAGGGGUGCUUCCAUCGUCCAAGUUGGAGGUUGCAGUGAAGAGGGUGUCUCAUGAUUCAAGGCAAGGUAUGAAAGAGUUCAUUGCCGAGGUUGUUAGUAUUGGCCGCCUACGACAUCGCAACCUAGUGCCACUGCUUGGCUAUUGUCGGAGAAGAGGUGAACUUCUCUUGGUUUAUGAAUACAUGUCAAAUGGAAGCCUUGACAAGUAUUUGUACGAACAAGAUGGCAAGCCGUCUUUGAACUGGGUGCAUAGAUUUCACAUAAUCAAAGGCAUCGCCUCAGGUGUGCUUUACCUUCACGAGGAGUGGGAUCAAGUUGUCAUCCACCGAGAUAUCAAGGCAAGCAACGUGCUCCUCGACGCCGAGAUGAAUGCCCGACUCGGUGACUUCGGUCUAGCGAAGUUGUAUGACCACGGCAUCGACCCACAAACCACACAUGUUGUUGGCACCAUGGGCUACCUAGCACCGGAGUUGGCACGGACAGGCAGAGCAUCCCCUCUCACCGACGUGUUUGCAUUCGGGGUGUUUCUUCUUGAGGUCACCUGUGGGCGGAGACCUGUUGAACAGACCAAACAGGUCGACAAUGGAGUAUCGAUGUUGGUUGAUUGGGUGCUCGAGCAAUGGCACAAAGGAUUACUAGCGAGGGCAGUGGAUCCUAGGCUACAAGAUGAGUUUGACACUCACCAGACAAGCCUGGUGCUGAAGCUAGGGCUGCUAUGCUCCCACCCAGUUCCUGAUGCAAGGCCUAGCAUGCGACAGGUCAUGCAGUACCUGGAUGGGGACAUGAAAUUGCCAGAGCUAAUGCCAGAAAGCCUUAGCUUUGGUAUCCAAGCCUUGCUGCCGAGUGAAGGGUUCGACUCACACAUCAUGUCGCAUGCGUCAACAUUGAGCGAUGGCGCAUUUACCGGCAUCUCAGGCGGGAGAUGAACCCGUGGUAAGCUACAAGUAAACUGGUAAGAAAUUUUACAGUACUGUACAUGUGUGCAUGCUUCACAAGCUGCAGGAUUAUCGAUGUAAGCAUGAAAUUGCCCUUAUCAUCUAGAUAUAAUUAACCAUGGGUUGCUGUCGUGGGAUAUGUACCUCUUAAGUUGACCAUCCUUUUUCUUCCUAGAGAGGAUUAUUCUACGUAUACUUAUGGGAAAUGUAGCAGUAUUCUACAA